ACCCUCCUUUUCAAUUUCUUCCUCACCAAGCCAAAAAUCUUGACUUUCUUCCACUUAAAAAAUAAAAAAUACCAACCCAAAAUAAUUAAAUAACAGACAAUCCCACAUUUUAGGAAAUCAAAUAUUUUUCAUUCAAAAAUCAGAUAUCUAGGAGAGAAGAAACAGUGGAAGUGAUGAAACAAGAAUCAAUUGUGCCAAAUUUGGAAUUAGAUCAAUUGAAAGUUUUUGGCCCAGUUGGAAGAGGAGCAAAAGGCGUAGUUUUUCACAUUAAAAUUGAUGGUUUAGACGAAGAUUUGGCGUUAAAAGUGGUUUUGAAAUCUGCCAUUAAAAGCAAAAGGGAGAAUCAGAGUAAUGGGGUUGAAGUGCAAAACAGAAUAUUUUUUGAACAACAAGUUUUAAGGGAAUUUGAUCACCCACUUUUGCCUAAACUUAAAGGGAUUCUUGAAACAGAGAAUGUUUUUGGGUAUACAAUUGAUUAUUGCACAGGUGGUAAUCUUAAUUUAUUGAGGAAGGAACAAGUUGAAAAGAUGUUCUCUGAUGAUAUUAUCAGGUUUUAUGGGGCUGAGAUGGUUUUGGCAUUGGAGUAUUUGCAUGAAAAAGGAAUAGUUUAUAGAGAUUUAAAGCCAGAAAAUAUGUUAAUUCAAGAAAAUGGGCAUUUAAUGCUAGUGGAUUUUGAUCUCUCAACCAAACUUGUUCCGAAAUCGCCGAAGCAGCCGCGUUACGACUCAUUGAAGAAGCCUGAACUAGAAAGGAAAAGAUCUCGGUUAUCCAAAUUAUAUUCCUUUUAUAAAUGUAGUAAAUCUGGGAUUUCACCGGAAGAUUCGGUGUAUUCGAGUAAAACAGGGGACGAGUCCGGCAACUCGUCCGAGUCAGACUCGGUCGGGAAGUCCAACUCGUUUGUUGGGACUGAGGAAUACGUGGCGCCAGAGAUCAUUCAAGGGAAUGGUCACGAUUUCGCCGUAGAUUGGUGGAGCUUUGGUGUCGUUUUGCAUGAAAUGUUGUACGGAACGACACCGUUUAGAGGGGCAAAUAGGAAAGAAACUUUUUACAGAAUAUUGUCAAAGUCACCUGAGUUGGUUGGUGAAACGACGCCGUUGAGAGAUUUGAUUAGGAAAUUACUUGAGAAAGAUCCAAAGCAGAGGAUAUCAUUAGAGGGAAUCAAGGGCCACGAUUUUUUCAAGGGGGUAGAUUGGGAUAUGAUCAUACGGCUAGAAAGGCCCCCUUUUAUUCCUCUAGAGAAAGAGGUGAAAGAGGAGGGUAUAGAUGGAGUAAAAGCAAUUGAUGUGGAAUCUGUUGUUUAUAGAAUAUUUAAAAAAGAAGAUGUGCCUGAACAUAUUAGUGAAAGUAAUAAGAAAUCUGAGAGAAAUGAAAAUUGUAAGAAUAGUAGUAGUAAAAUGCAUGAAGAAAGGAUAAAAAAAGUUGUGUGGGUUGAAGGAUUAGAACAACCUUCUAUGUUAGGUACUUUGGACUCCUUUUUAAAGACAUGAUGAUUAAGGCACUUGUAUUACCAUCAAAACGAUAUAUCAUGUGCUCAAAACGGAUUGGAAUUGAAGAAGAUACAAAGGACUUCAUGCACUUGUGUGAAAUAUGACACCUCUGCACCAUUAUAUCCAUAACUUUUGAUAAAAAAAAUGAUAAUAAAGUGAUUCCAAUUGGGUUGGAAACUAGACUUGAAUAGCUUUCCAACGAUAUAUUACAUGUACAAAACAAAGCUCUGGAACAAAAGUUAUACCUGUUCAAAGUUCAGCAAAAACCUCUGUUUCGCUUGCACACCUGUGCGGAUUUAUGCACGCAUGUGCGGAUUUAUGCACGCCUGUGCGACCUGCAAUGAAAAGGCACGAAAGCUUCUGCCCUGCACGCACGACCGAGCGAGAUUCCGCUCAAUCGUGCAUGAACUUGCACGCCCGUGCAACCUGCUGUAGUGUCGUAUUUUUCGUGUGACCUAACUUAUGUCGGUUCAUAUUAUUCUUAGCUUAUAAAUAGUACUUUAAACUUUAUUUUGAGGGGGAGUCUAUUGUAAACACUUU
Beta vulgaris subsp. vulgaris (sugar beet) is the source of this 2027-nucleotide messenger RNA. RefSeq names its product serine/threonine-protein kinase OXI1. Bases 174 to 1487 code for a protein of 437 amino acids. Gene Ontology annotation, molecular function: ATP binding; protein serine/threonine kinase activity. The transcript is spliced from 3 exons. The record is from RefSeq and is a predicted model, not a curated record. Gene Ontology annotation, biological process: protein phosphorylation. Lineage: Eukaryota; Viridiplantae; Streptophyta; Magnoliopsida; Caryophyllales; Amaranthaceae. Gene Ontology annotation, cellular component: plasma membrane; nucleus; cytoplasm.